AGUGGUGACUUUAGUGACGAUGAGGAUGCGGAUGUGAAUUGGGAUAAACUUGGAUUUGGAUUGACCCAAACCGAUUACAUGUACGUUAUGAGCUGUUGUAAAGACCAAAGAUUUCUAAAAGGACAGCUCUGUCGAUAUGCCAAUAUCGAGUUAAGCCCUUCCGCAGGUGUCUUAAACUAUGGACAGGGCGUAUACGAAGGCAUGAAAGCUAACAGGACACAAGAUGGGCGAAUUCUUCUAUUCCGAGCAGACCAAAACGCAGGUCGAAUGAGGCACGGGGCUGAAAGAAUGUGCAUGCCAUCCCCUUCCAUUGACCAAUUUAUUGAUGCAGUUAAGGAAACUGUAUCGGCUAACAAGCGUUGGAUUCCUCCUCCAGGAAAAGGGUCACUGUAUGUUAGGCCUAUGCUUCUAGGGACUGGUCCUAUAUUAGGCUUGGCACCUGCUCCGGAAUAUACUUUCCUCAUUUAUGUUUCCCCUGUUGGUUACUAUUUCAAGGAGGGUACUGCACCUUUGAACUUAUACAUCGAGGAAGAAUAUGUUAGGGCUUCUCCUGGAGGAGCUGGAGGAGUGAAGUCAAUCACCAACUACGCACCAGUUAUGAAAGCAAUUACCAAAGCCAAAGACCGAGGAUUUUCUGAUGUCUUAUAUCUUGACGCCAUUAAUAAAAAGUAUCUGGAAGAGGUCUCCUCUUGUAAUAUUUUCAUUGUUAAGGGAAAUGUGAUUUCAACUCCGGCAACAAAUGGGACUAUUCUUGAAGGGGUAACUCGAAAAAGCAUCAUUGAGAUUGCGAAGGAUCAUGGUUACCAAGUCGAGGAACGGUCGGUUGCGGUUGAUGAAUUGGUUGAUGCCGAUGAUGCGGUCGUUGAGAGCACCAAAAAUAACCUAUUUCCUGUAAAAUAAUAAAAAUAGAAAAAGAAUAGUAAAGGGAAAGUAGGGUCGAAUCCUCAGGAACCGGAUUAUACGAAUGCUUGUUUCUCGAAAUCCUGGACAGAAUUGUGCCCAAGAAAACUUGCGUUCCUGGAAAAAAUAAAAAAAAAUAGAUUUUAAGAAUUGAUUUUGGAAGCGAAAAUAAAA
Molecule: messenger RNA, 1074 nt
Organism: Gossypium arboreum
Lineage: Eukaryota; Viridiplantae; Streptophyta; Magnoliopsida; Malvales; Malvaceae
Product: branched-chain-amino-acid aminotransferase 2, chloroplastic-like
Exons: 7
Coding region: 79-900 (273 amino acids)
Biological process (GO): branched-chain amino acid metabolic process
Molecular function (GO): branched-chain-amino-acid:2-oxoglutarate transaminase activity
Source: RefSeq, a predicted model, not a curated record